CUGAAGAACCAACCAGUGUCCUGAGUCUGCCAGUUAUAAAGCCUGCACAGACUCAAACCUGCUCAGCAAAUUUGUAGUUGGGCAGAUGGCAGCAGGGAAUGCUGCUCCUGCUGCUGGCGGCCGCCCUGGCCCCGACCCUGACCCGCGCGGGCUCGCACUCGCUGCGGUAUUUCACCACCGCGGUGUCCCGGCCCGGCCUCGGGGAGCCCCGGUACGUGGAAGUCGGCUAUGUGGACGACACACAGUUCGUGCGCUUCGACUGUAUCGCGGAGACUCCGAGAUAUGAGCCCCGCGCACCUUGGGUGGAGCAGGAGGGGCCCGAGUAUUGGGAGCUGGAGACAGAGAUAGCCAGGACUCAAGCACAGCUGUCUCAAAGGAACCUGAUGACCCUGCUUCACUAUCACAACCAGAGCCUGGACGACUCUCACACGCUGCAGUGGCUGCGAGGCUGCGAUGUGGGGCCAGAUGGGCGUCUGCUCCACUGGUACAACCAGUUGGCCUACGACGGCGAGGAAUACCUCAACCUGAGUGAGGACCUGCGUUCUGUAGCUCAGAUCUCUCAGCACAAGUCAGGAGCCCACCUGAAAAACAGCUGCGCGGAGCUGCUGCAGAAACACCUGGAAAAAGGGAAGGAGAGGCUGCUGUGCUCAGACCCUCCAAGAACACAUCUGACCCAUCACUCCAGACCUCAAGGUGACGUCACACUGAGGUGCUGGGCCCUGGGCUUCUACCCUGCUGACAUCUCCCUGACCUGGCAGUCGAAUGGGAGAAAACUGACUCAUAAAAUGGAGUUUGUGGAGACCAGACCUGCAGGGGAUGGAAGCUUCCAGAAGUGGGCAGCUGUUGUGGUACCUUCUGGGAAGGAGCAGAAAUACACAUGCCAUGUGCAACAUGAGGGGCUGCCUGAGCCCCUCACCCUGAGAUGGGAUCCUGCUCAGUACAGGAACCACGUCAUGCUAAUUGGUGCCCUUGCUUUCAUCAUCAUCAUCAUAGUUUUGGGGUUUUGCCUGUUGAGGAGGAAUGCAGGUGGCAGAGGAAGGAGAGACGCUCAGGAAGCCAACAGAGAGAUUCCCCAGGACUUAUUCGAAAUUGAGGCGGAUGAUGAGAGUGCCAUCAGCUACAUGGUGACCAUCUGCUUCGUGUGGAAAGUGCGAUGCUUGCAUUUGUCACCCACUUCCAUGAGUGUCUGGCAGCCAGUGACUGCUCAGGAGAGACUCAAAUUCAUCUUGAUGUAG
Molecule: messenger RNA, 1235 nt
Organism: Acomys russatus (golden spiny mouse)
Lineage: Eukaryota; Metazoa; Chordata; Mammalia; Rodentia; Muridae
Product: H-2 class I histocompatibility antigen, Q10 alpha chain-like
Exons: 8
Coding region: 99-1235 (378 amino acids)
Biological process (GO): antigen processing and presentation of endogenous peptide antigen via MHC class Ib; antigen processing and presentation of endogenous peptide antigen via MHC class I via ER pathway, TAP-independent; positive regulation of T cell mediated cytotoxicity
Cellular component (GO): external side of plasma membrane
Molecular function (GO): peptide antigen binding; signaling receptor binding
Source: RefSeq, a predicted model, not a curated record